Molecule: messenger RNA, 4759 nt
Organism: Drosophila grimshawi
Lineage: Eukaryota; Metazoa; Arthropoda; Insecta; Diptera; Drosophilidae
Gene: inaE
Product: diacylglycerol lipase-alpha
Exons: 14
Coding region: 414-4478 (1354 amino acids)
Biological process (GO): lipid metabolic process
Cellular component (GO): dendrite membrane; postsynaptic membrane
Source: RefSeq, a predicted model, not a curated record
UUUUUUUUUGUUUUUUUUUUUUUAUGAGUAGUUUUAAAAAUAUAUUGUUAAUAUUCAGUUAAAUAUGAACGGAAGUGCAAAUGAUUUACAAAUCAAGAGGAACAACAAUAACAAGAAGAAGAACGCAAGGCAUUUCCAUCGCAGCAGCUACCACAACAAUAACAACAACAAACACAACGUUCGCGUUCAGUCAAACGAAACAGAUGAACUAAUGGAAUUAGUGAAGACAAAAAGAAAACAAACCAUAAAAAAAAUAAACACACGAAAAUCAAAAACCAUUACUAAAAACAACGUCAACAACUUUUCCCAAUCACAUACCUCAAAAAGAAGAAGACGAGGAGUAACCGCAAAAUAGAUACGCUGCAACGUUGCGGUAGCGGCAGCAGCCAGCGAAGCGCUGUCAACAAAUUGCGAUGCCUGGACUUGUGGUCUUCAGACGUCGCUGGUCUGUGGGCUCUGAUGAUCUGGUGGUGCCAGGUGCAUUUCUGUUGGCAAUGCACUUUAUAUGUUUUGUGCUUGUGGCCGUCUCGUUGGUGUUGUUUCACUACGACACAAGUGUUUUAAGUGUAAAACUAUUGUUCUAUCAACUAAUAGGGUACUUGUUAAUAUUAUUUUUUUCAAUAUGCGUAGAAAUAGGAAUUUGUGUGAUCUCGAUGCGCGGCAGCAUUUUGGAUUCCGAGGCGCGUACAUCGAUGAAUAUGUGGAUAUAUCUCAAGAGUUUGGUGAUGCUAUUUGAUAUUUCGUGGCUGGUCCUGGGCUCAAUAUGGUUGUCCAAUUAUUGUAUUGAAGCGCCAAUCGACGAGGCCAAGAAGAUAUUUAUUGCCAUCGUCAUAUGCAACUGGACGCUGGUGCUCAUCACGCUGAUAACCAUCUGGUGCACAUUCGAUGCAGCGGGUCGUUCCUGGGUCAAGAUGAAGAAAUACCAGCGCUCCAUGCGUGAGACUGAAUCGCGAUUCAACUACAAGCGCAGCAACAGCAUGAAUCGCAACUGGCGGCAACGCAAGGUGAUGCGCGCAUAUCAGGACAGUUGGGAUCAUCGCUGUCGCCUGCUGUUCUGCUGCAUGGGCUCAUCGGAGCGUAAUCGAAACUCGUUUACGGAUAUUGCGCGACUCUUGAGCGAUUUUUUUCGCGAACUAGAUGUGGUGCCAUCGGAUGUGGUUGCCGGCCUGGUGCUAUUGCGCAAGUUCCAGAGACUUGAGCGCGAAGCGAUUGUCAGACAGCGCAAGAAUGGCACCUACGAGUUCCUCAGCGGUGUGCCCAUCACGGAGCGCACACAGUUCCUAGCACUCAACGAUGCCAAAAAUUAUGACUUCUUUCAGACCGUCAUACACUAUAUGUACUUUGCCCAGGGUGCCUACGGCUGGCCGAUGUACGUCCUGAUCAAUCGCAGCAAAAUGUGGCAUCUACUGCCCGAACUUAAAUGCUUUGGCUGCUGUUGCGGCAGUGGUGACAACGGUGAGGUUAUUCAGGACAAUUGCUGCUACUGCAAUUAUGCGGCAUUGAAAAAGACACUGCAACUGGGCGACAUUGAUAUUGUGUAUGCCACAUACCAUGUGGAUGUGGGCGAGACGCCCUUCUUUGUCGCCGUUGACUACACGCAAAGGAAGAUUGUGAUCAGCAUUCGGGGCACGCUGAGCAUGAAGGAUAUACUCACCGAUCUGAAUGCGGAGGGCGAGGUGCUGCCGCUGCAGCCGCCGCGUGACGAUUGGCUGGGUCACAAGGGCAUGGUGCAGGCGGCGAUUUACAUACGCAAUAAACUGCUGGAGGAGAACCUCAUUGAGCGUGCAUUGCAGCGGAACGCGGAACGUUUAACCCACACCUUUGAUCUGGUGCUGGUGGGUCACUCACUCGGCGCUGGCACUGCGGCCAUAUUGGCCAUAUUGCUGAAGCCGGAUCAUCCGACACUGCAAUGCUUUAGCUAUUCGCCGCCAGGCGGACUGCUUAGCAUGCCAGCCGUUGAGUACUCCAAAUCGUUUAUAACAUCCGUGGUGCUCGGCAAGGAUGUGGUGCCGCGCAUCGGCCUCAAUCAAAUGGAGGCACUGCGAGCAGAUCUCAUCAAUGCCAUACAGCGCAGUGUGGAUCCCAAGUGGAAGACCAUUUCGUGUUCGGUACUCUGCUGUGGCUGUGGUCCUGAGCCCACCUCUGUCGUCCACAUGUCCGGCCAGGAUACGCACAUCAAUCAAUACCAGGAGGAGCGAGGCACGGCACGCUCGACGAGCGCCCAUCCGACAGACAGCUCAAUAGCUUUAACACUGCACCAGCCCUUAUAUCCGCCCGGCCGCAUCAUACACAUUGUGCGGCAUCAUCCCAAGCCUGAUGAGCAAAAAUACGACAGUGGUUGGAGAAAUGUGCUUAAGAGUCGAGAGCCCGUCUAUCAGGCAAUAUGGGCCGAUUCAACCGAUUUCGAUGAGGUGCUCAUUUCACCUGUCAUGCUGCAGGAUCAUAUGCCCGAUAAGGUUCUCGCCGCGCUCAAGAAGGUUGUAACCACAAGUGGCCCGAGGAAGCCCCAACGCCAGAUCUCGAAUGCAUUCUCCACCACAUCCGUCGAACAUGAGCCGGAGCUGGUGCCAACGAAUGGCAACGUUGAGGCGACAGAGCAUUGCCAGCGGCCAGCUGAUAGUUCCUAUACAAAUCUGAGCAACAGCGUCAUGUUGACGCCAAUGGCACAGCACAAACUCUGCCUGGAGACAUCGUUCACCAAUCUGCAGCAUCAGCUGGAGCAGCGUGCACCAGUGCAGCCGACUGGCGGCAGCAAGGCCUCAUCCAUAGCGGGAAGCAUCUUUGGGCGCAGCCAGCUGAGCUCCAUAGCCACACCGUACGACAUAUCAAGCGGAUUGGAUGACAGCAUCACAACGGUGACCAUGCGCAAGAGUCCAUCCUCCAUGAUCAGCGAGACGGCGACGGUGGUGGUGAAUGCCGUCGAAGAUGCCAGAGAUACCGGUGAUGCUGGCGAUGUGCCUCGCCUGCGAGCGGUGGCCUUUGACAUGGCCAUAACGCCACCGCCAGCGCCACAACCACAAUCAUCACUACCACCGUCACUUUUCCAGCCAUUGGCGCGUCAGCACUCGGAAAGAAAACCACGUUCGCUGCCACUGACGCAGGCGCUGCGUCGCGCAUCGGUGGCUGGUCAGGGUGUCGAUUUGCUGCACGACGACUGGUAUGGUCUGGCCCCGUUGGCCAGCCCCGAAACACUCUCGGAGAUCUCGAGUGUGUCGUCGCGCAGCAGCGUGCCCAUCAGUCUGGCCAACAGCAUUGAACGCUAUCUGCAGCAUAUGGGCGUUGUCGGUUCGUCGGGUGCGCCCAAGGUGCCGCUGGAAGACAUCUUUGAGUCGCAGCUGCAUACACCAAAGGUGAUGCGACGUGCGCCCAAGUUCACUGAGAAUCUCUCUGGCUGCGCCGAGGACAAUCGCAAUCUGGACCAGUACAAGCGUUUGGGUCGCGUUUUCGUCACAUUUCCGCGCAUCAUUCCCGAACUAGGAGCGUCGAGAGCAGGCACUCACUUGCAACAGCACUAUUUGGACUCCAAUUCCAGCGAUGAUAGCUUUGAGUCCGCGCACAGCCUGCAACGAUUGCAGCUGCCAGCGACUGUGGCAUGCGCCGCCAGCUCCAAGUCAGCCGAUCAACUGGACGAGGAGGAGACACGCCAGACCGUCAAGAAGCUAACGUUUAGCGACAGCAACAUCCUCUCGGAGGAGCAUUGCCUGCGCCUUUGUCCGCACUGUCCAUGCCGGCGAACGGGGCUCGAUUGCUGUACCCGUCCAUCGGAGCACGAUCAUCAGCAGUGUGCGUUGGAAACGGAGGCGGCGUCGACUGCUGCAACUGUGGGCUCAACGGAUACAAAUAGCAGCUUCUAUAGCGCCAACUCGAGCUCAUCCUUGGAGCACUAUGCGACGCCCAGUCGCCAGCUGCAAUUAAAGUUGAACGGCGGUAAUCGGCCCGUCGACGAGAUACUCAUACGUCCCGGCGUGCUCGAGUCACAUUUUCCUGUUUAUGGCGGCGGAGGCGAUUGUGCUUCUGGCCAGCCGGAGACUCCGGCAAUUGUGGCGCCCGCAUCCCCAUCCCCAUUGAGCAACGGUAGUGGUGGCAAGCGGCCAGAUGUGGUUGGUGGGCGUGUGCGCAAACGCCUUUCCUCCGAGGAGUUUGUGUUCACGCGCACCGAUGAUCUUCCCAUUUUAGUACAAAUCGGUGAUAGGAAUCGGGCUGGCGGAGGAGGACUCGGACAUGGCUCGCCGGCCAUACGCAAGCAGCGCCGGGGCGGCUGUGUGUAUCCCGUUGGCAAUAGCAUACGCAUUGCCGGUGCCGAUGUGGAUGCAGCUGCCGCUGUUGCUGCAAAUGUUGCUAGUGCUGCUGCAGCGGCUGCGACCGAUUCCCCCUCGUCCAUUAGUAAAUUUUCCCGCACUCGCAUCGCUGCGGCUGCGGCUGCGACAGCAAAAGCAGCAACAGCAGCAGCUGGAAUAAAUAACGAAAGUAAUGUUUAAACAAUUAGUAUAUACAUACAUAUAUAAAUAUAAGCGUAGUUGAAUGCAGUACCUAAGCAACCACAACCAAAAACUUAUUCUAUUUUACCUGCGUUAUACACAAAAAAUACACAAACAACAACAAGAAUAGAGAACAAAACCUUAUGAAAAACUAACAUUUGGCUGGCAUACCAAACAAAAAUGUGGCAUGUAAAACAGCGUUUAACAUUGAAUAAAUGCAAUAUACAUAUACACAUAAAUAUAUUUUUUGUGCAGCUAGCUGAUCAAGUGAGGAGCAGCCC